Oppiella nova is the source of this 424-nucleotide messenger RNA. Lineage: Eukaryota; Metazoa; Arthropoda; Arachnida; Sarcoptiformes; Oppiidae. The record is from the annotation of a GenBank genome assembly.
AAACAUUUGUGACAUUUGUGUUGAUUUUGACAUUAAUUUGUGUUUCAAAUCACUAUUUAUUUAUACAUCCAUUUGGACACCAAUUCAAUCAAUACACACACUCUUCACACUAAUCAUCACUCAAUUGAGUCCAUAGUGUCUUGUAUACCAUCUGUGAACCACUCAUUCACUCAUUAGUUGCCAACAAAUGUCUCAAAACGACUCAAAUUGGUUUGACUCGGAUGUGGUGAACAAAGUGGCCAAAGAAGUGGUGGAGACAGUGAUCGGGUCGCAGGCCUACCAACACUCGAAGGUCAACAACUGGUCCAACGCUAUCGUCGAGCAGGUCUUACAGCAAUUGAUUAAAUCCAACAAAUCCUUCAAAUAUAUCGGUUGGUGUCCGCCAUUCCUCCGCAUGUCUCUCUGUGUCCACAGCAUAUCGUAA